Miscanthus lutarioriparius is the source of this 933-nucleotide messenger RNA. The record is from the annotation of a GenBank genome assembly. Lineage: Eukaryota; Viridiplantae; Streptophyta; Magnoliopsida; Poales; Poaceae.
AUGGAACUUAUGUGUCCUAGUGCCAAGAGGAGGAGAUCCGAGGACCUCGUAGCCGGUGAGCCCCCGCCACGGGCGACGGAAGCCACGGAGGCGGCCAAUCUAGGACCUACAACCCACAGCGAGGAACCGCCGCGCGGCGGCGGCGGCGGCGGCGACGUCGACCGCAUCAGCGGUCUCCCCGACGCCGUCCUCGGUGAGAUAGUUUCGCUUCUCUCCACCAAGGAAGUCGGUCGCACCCAAAUCCUCGCCUCCCGGUGGCGCCACGUCUGGCUCGCCUCCCCUCUCGUCAUCGACGGCAGAGACCUCUGCACCAAGCCCAAGGGCCUCCGCGAUGAUAAGUUGUUUACCGCCGUCAACGAGGCUCUCGCCAGCGUGGUCUCCCUCAUCCUCUCCGCCCACCCGAGCCCCGGCCGCCGCUUCUGCGUCCCGCCGCACUAUCUCCACGACCGUCCCGCCACCGUGGACGCCUGGCUCAGCUCCCCGGCGCUUCACAACCUCCAGGAGCUUGAUUUCUGGGAAGGGAAACAUAUGACACAUAGGUAUGAUCGCCCGUAUCCGUUGGCACCGCCACCUGCCUCUACUUUCCGGUUCUCAGCUACCCUCCGAGUUGCUACCUUGAGCAAAUGCGAGCUCCCGGAUAGCUCAGUGGAAGGGAUUCACUUUCCCCACCUUAAGCAGCACGGCCUUGAAAAUCCAACCAAUUUAACUAUAAUCUCUGCGCCUAAACUGGAGACAUUAGGCUGUCUUGAUGAUGAUUGCUUUGAACGUACCAGGCUCGUGUUUGGCACCAUAUUUAUUCAGGGAUUAAAAGUUGUAAGCUUGACAACAACAUUGAGCAGUGUCAAGACUCUAGCUGUCGCAUCAUAUAGUAUUAAUCUCGAUACGGUUAUUGAGUUGAUGAAAUGCUUUCCAUGUCUGGAGAACUUGUACUAA